AGUGACUGGGUUUCUGACAUGGUACAUCAGAGCCAAAGGUCUUGGGUUCAACUCCCGGUGCCAGCGCUGCAGAGGCGCUCGUGUCUUCCACCUAUCCCAGCGGGGGGGGGGUGUUGAGUGACCCGCUGGGGUUGCCCUUGAGAUCCUCGGGGAAGGGCCACAGAAAAGCUUCUCCUUGCCACCAAGAUCCUACGCUUCUUGGUGCUUAUUCUGUACUCACUUGGCAUAACUCCUUCCCCGCCAUUUACGCCCCCAAACACAGCGCCAACCGCCAAUUUUAUAGUGUGUGCUUAUAGAGACGGAGCCCGCGUCUCCCUGACCUAUGGCUUCACCCUGGUCCCCACAUUCGCAACUCCGCUUUCCCGCUUCCCUGCUAUCCCGCUUCCAAAACUCCCCAACUUUCCCGCAUUCCCGCGUCCCAGCUUCCCCACUUUCCCGCGUUCCCACCUCCCAGCUCCCCCGCUUCCCGACCGCGUCCCAACUUCCCUGCUUUCCUGCGUUCCCGCCUCCCAGCUUCCCCGCUUUCUCGCGUUCCCGCCUCCCAGCUUCCCCGCUUUCUCGCGUUCCCGCCUCCCAGCUUCCCCGCUUCCCCGUGUUCCCGCCUCCCAGGUUUCCCCCUUUCCCGCGUUCCCGCAUCCCAGCUCCCCCAUUUCCCAGCUGCUUAACCGCGACCACUUCCUAGUUGCUACGCUUUCCCGGCCUGGAAGGGCAUCUGCUGCCCGUUUCCGGUGCCGUCGCCCAUCGCUGCCCGUUCGUCGCUUCCCGCUGCUGCCACUGCGCGCUACCCGCAGCCCGCAAAAUGCUUUCCCCUCUCCCCGCUCGCGCGUCCCACUCCCUACUUCCCGCUGCGCUCAUCCCGGCUUUUCCCCUAGCAUAUCCCCGUCAUGGUUUGAUGUGUGUUUUUAUCCAUGAGAUGGCAUGGUUGGGCACGGCGCGGCAUGGCAUGGCAUGGCGCGGCGUGGCAUGGUGUGGCAUGGUGUGGCAUGGAAUGGCACUACACGUGAUGGCAUGGCAUCAGAUGCGCAUUAAGGUUCACAGGGCAGUGGUGCGAGGCGGGCUCUUGUCAUCCCCGGUUCAGACAAGGGGGGGAAGCUGGUUUGGCGGCUGGCUUUCGAGCGGGAGAAGGGCACUAAAAGGAGGGAAUGAGGGCACGGAAGGGGGGAUGGAGGGCACUGGGGGAGAGGAAGGAGGGCUCAGCAGGGAGCGCACGCCGCACUCACUCUCCACGGCCCCACCGUGACUCAUCUGCCCUCCCACUCCAUUGCAGCGUCCCCAUGCCUUCCUUCCCCAAGCCCUGGUCCCCAUCUCGCCUGCUCCUUUCCUCGUGCUCUCCUCCAAUCACCCUUGCUUUCCCCCUCUGCCCAAUGCUCUCCCCUCCACCCCCUCUCUCUCUCCCGUCUGCCCUUCUCACUCUGAGUUCUUCUUUGCAUACGUCCAACCCCCCCUCCCUCUUUUCUCCUACCCCCUGCUUCCAGUACACUCCUUACUUCCAUCCCGCCACAGUAGCUGAGUUUGUGGCAGAAUGAGACAUGGCUGUAGGGUGUGCUAGAUUGUAAAUAGAUCCCCGUUGCUUGGCUAGAAAAAGCGCUCUAGCUGCCUAGCUGUCCAUAACAUGAGCUCGCGUUCAAUUUUUAACUACGUCUGAUAUUUGAAAUUUAGUUCUCUGCUACUCUUGAGAUGUAAUGUACUUCAUUU
Messenger RNA from Closterium sp. NIES-67, 1695 nucleotides. The record is from the annotation of a GenBank genome assembly. NCBI's taxonomy places the organism in Eukaryota, Viridiplantae, Streptophyta, Zygnematophyceae, Desmidiales, Closteriaceae.